This is a messenger RNA of Aspergillus fumigatus Af293, 1563 nucleotides long. The record is from RefSeq and is a predicted model, not a curated record. Lineage: Eukaryota; Fungi; Ascomycota; Eurotiomycetes; Eurotiales; Aspergillaceae.
AUGUAUUCUUGUGCAGUGCUCCCUGAGUUAAAUCAAUUACUCAACUCAGAGUACGCAGUAGGAGAAAAAAUGCAGAAAUUACGAGGGCUGCUGUCCAAACAGAGCUCUCCUCUUCCAUCAUCAAAAGAUCAACGGUCAGGUGUAGGUGAGGACCCAGCGUUGACAAGUAGCAUGCGAGUCCAGAGCCAUGCGCUUAAUCCUACUCGGGAUAUUGUCAAGAUAGUACAGAGAACCAAUGACUCAAGGGAGGUCAUCGAACUGAACAAUGGCCUGGAUAAGAUUUAUAUCCCUCUAUUGGACAUUGCUCAAUUGUGGCUAGAUGCGUGCAAGAGAAGAGCCAAGCACGUUCUCCACACUGAAGUGCUCUGCCCGCUAAUCAAAAUCUUCACAAUUAUCUCGGAAACACAUAGCACGAAGUACAUAGCGCAUCACCAUCUUCGUUCUGUUGCCUUUUCUGGAAUGAUCCGAAGUUAUAGGCUUAGUCAUCGAUUUUCUUGGACUCCGCGGUCUACGAAGACUGGGCCCCGUCUUCAUCUAUACAAAUCUUCCAUAUUCAUGAACAUUCCGCAAUGUCGUUCGCAAGGGUACAAACGAGGGUUGCGUCCAGCAUCCGAGCGUUCUCAACAUCUCGUGUGCUUGGGUCAGAGCUCUCGUAUCAGGUUUUCGGCCCAGAAAAGGAACAAGCCACCCGAAAUCCUAUUGUCUUCUUGCAUGGUCUCUUCGGCUCGAAACAGAACAACAGAAGUAUUAGCAAAGUUCUUGCACGUGACCUCAAACGGCAGGUCUUCACUCUGGUCAGUCUCUCAGUGCAUCUUAACUGUGGACGACGAAAUCGCUCAUGGACUUCAGGAUUUGCGGAAUCAUGGCCACUCUUUCCAUCACCACGAACAUAACUAUUCCGUCAUGGCCAAAGACGUGGAGAAAUUCAUCCAUCAGCACGAUCUGGCCAAGUGUGUCCUGAUUGGCCAUUCCAUGGGAGCAAAAACUGCAAUGACAGUUGCUUUGCAAUCGUCAGAUCUAGUUUCGGCUCUCAUACCUGUCGACAAUGCUCCUGUCAAUGCUCCGUUGAAGAGUGACUUCGGAAAGUAUGUGCGAGGCAUGCAAGAGGUCGAGGCGCAAGGAGUCACCAAGCAGUCGGAUGCCGACAAGAUCCUUAAAGAAUAUGAGGAGUCCCUCCCCAUCCGUCAAUUUCUCUUGACCAACCUAGUUCGCGCGGAAGAUGGUCAGAAGAUGAAAUUCCGUAUCCCUUUAUCGGUGCUGGGACCGGCUAUUCCUGCUAUGGCUGACUUCCCCUUCCUCGAACCGGGCUCCGUCACUUAUGAUGGGCCGACGCUCUUCGUCAGAGGCACGAAGAGCAAGUAUGUCAGCGAUGACACGGUUCCUGUGAUCAAGAAGUUAUUCCCCAAUGCUGAGAUAGCGGAUGUUGAGGCAGGUCAUUGGCUGAUCUCGGAGAACCCCGAGGCUUUCAGGCAAGGUAUGUAUAAAAUUAACCUUAUUGGCCUAUCAAGUUUGUUGACUAAGGAUAUUCCAGCUGUUGUGAAGUUCUUGCAAGAUCUGCCGUAG